Diceros bicornis minor is the source of this 2270-nucleotide messenger RNA. It is a transcript of the gene STKLD1, whose product is annotated as serine/threonine kinase like domain containing 1. The transcript is spliced from 19 exons. Gene Ontology annotation, molecular function: protein serine/threonine kinase activity; ATP binding. Gene Ontology annotation, biological process: protein phosphorylation. NCBI's taxonomy places the organism in Eukaryota, Metazoa, Chordata, Mammalia, Perissodactyla, Rhinocerotidae. The record is from RefSeq and is a predicted model, not a curated record. The coding region runs from base 1 to 2166 and encodes 721 amino acids.
AUGGAAAAAUACCAGGUGCCGCGUUGUCCCCUGGCCGGGAGGCGGGAGCGACGAGGGGCCGACGGUCAGGGGCGACCCCAGGACCUGGACCUUCUGCCACCACCCCCAGCCCCCUACUGGUUUAACGGCCACAGCCCCGGGACAGGCAGCCAGCAGCCAGGUCCGACCCCAGGGAGGCAAGGGACCCGUGUUCUGGCCAAGGUCUGCUUCCAGCUCAUUUUGAAUGAGCUGAAUCCUGGGGCCUUGGGGGUGAACCUGGUGGUAGAGGAGACAGAAACGAAAGUAAAGCACGUGAUAAAGCAGGUAAACUGCAUUGAUGAGCAUCACGCCAACACGGCCCUGGAGGAGCUGAUGCCACUGCUGACGCUUCGGCACGCCCACAUCUCCACAUACCAGGAGCUGUUCAUCGUGUGGAAGAGCGAGGUCUCCUCUAUGUUCCUCUGCCUGGUGAUGGAGUACAACAAGGAGAGCUUCCAGGAGGUCAUUGAGAAGAAGAGGGAGGCAAGGACCAUCAUUGACUCUGAGUGGAUGCAGAACAUGCUGGGCCAAGUGUUGGAUGCUUUGGAAUACCUGCAUCAGUUGGACAUCAUCCACAGGAACCUCAAGCCCUCCAACAUCAUCCUUGUCAGCAGCAACCACUGCAAACUGCAGGACCUGAGCUGCAAUGUGCUGAUGACCCACGAAGCCAAGUGGAACAUCCGCGCAGAGGAAGACCCCUUUCACAAGUCCUGGAUGGCCCCUGAAGCCCUCAACUUCUCCUUCAGCCAGAAAUCCGACAUCUGGUCCCUGGGCUGCAUCAUUCUCGACAUGGCCAGCUGCUCCUUCAUGGAUAAAACAGAAGCCGUGCUUCUGCGCAAGUCCAUCCGGAAUCUCCCAGACGGCCUGAGGGGCGUCCUGAGGACCAUGGAGGAGAGGAAGGUCCCCAAUGUGACAACCUUCUCUUCCCUCUUGCCUUUGAUGCUCCAGAUCGACCCCUCAGAGCGAAUAACAGUCAGGGAUGUGAUACACAUCACCUUCGUGAGCAGCGAUUUCAGGUCCUCGAACAUCGCCCUGACACUGCACCAGCAGGUGGUGCCUGCAUCCAUCACUGACAUGCUGUUAGAAGGCACUGUGGCCAGCAUUUUAGAGGUCAUGCAGAACUUCUCCAGCCGACCUGAAGUCCAGCUCAGAGCCAUGACCAGGCUCCUGAGAAUGCCGGACGCUGAGCUAGGUCUGCCAUGGCCAAUUGAGCUGGUGGAGGUGUUGAUCACCAUCAUGAAGCAACAUGAGAGGAUCCUUGACAUACAGCUCUGUGCCUGCUCCCUGCUGCUGCGCUCCCUGGGCCUAGCACUGGCACGGGACCCGGCAGCCGAGGUGCCGAGCGACAGCUCCAUCACGUCCGUCCUGCUGAGCAUCAUGCGCAGCCACCCCAAGGCGGAGCAGCUCCUGCUCAUGGUCUACAGCCUGCUCACCAUCGUCUCCAGCCAGGAAUCAGCCGCAGAGGAGCUGCAGGAGGCUGGGCUGUUUGAGCAUAUCCUGGAGCAUCUGGGCACCCUCCCCAGGAACAGGGACAUCUGCAUCAAUGGCCUGAGCCUGCUCUGGGCCCUGCUGGUGGACGCUGUCAUUGUGAACAAGGCUCCCUUGGAGAAAGCCCCAGUCCUCGUUGCUGAGGUGCUAGCCACCUACCCCACAGAUGCGGAGAUGGCUGAAGCCGGCUGUGCAGUCCUCUGGCUGCUGUCCUUGCUAGGCUGCGUAAAGGAGCACCAGUUUGAAGAGGUGGCAGCGCUGUUCCUGCAAAGCAUCCGGCUGUGCCAGGACAGAGUCCUGCUGGUGAACAAUGCCUACCGGGGCCUGGCCAGCCUGGCAAAGGUGUCUGAGCUGGUGGCGCUGCAGGUGGUGAUGCCCGAGGAGGGCAGCAGUGGCCUCAGCUUCAUCAAGGAGACGUACCAGCUCUACAGGGAUGACCCAGAGGUGGUGGAGAAUGUCUGCAUGCUGCUGGGCCACCUUGCUUCCUACAAGGAGAUCCUGUCCGAGCUGGUGUCCAGCGGCAUCCAGCCCCUGGUCCAAGAGAUCCACAGGCGCUUCACCUCCAGCCUGGAGCUGGUUUCUUACGCAGAAAAGGUGCUCCAGAGGCUGGAGGAGGCCACGCCUCCCAGCCCCAUGGGUGGGCAGUCGGCUUUGCCCUGAGGAGGUAGGCAGCCCAAGGCCUCCCUCCUACUCGCUGCCUUCUUCCCCACCUUCCUUUCCUCCUCAGGGUUGUGGGGUCAGGAAAACUGUCACCCAGGACCAGU